AUGGAAUCACAUUUAGCUUUACAUUGUAAAGGUGAAGUUUCUGACAAUAUAAAACAUUAUUAUUUAAUUGAAGUAGCAAAGCAAAAUGAUAAAAUAAAUAACAAUGAUAGUGAUAAUGAAACUUUACUUAAAGCUUUUGUUUGUGCAGGAAUCACAUUUUCUGUAAUUGACAAUCUAUUUGUUUAUGACCUUUUCAGUAUACUCGAACCAGGUUAUACUCCUCCUGGAAGAGUUACAUUAGCAGAGCGAGCAAUUUACAAUAUAGAAGCACGGACUGCAACUCUUGCUGAUUGCUUUAUUAGCUUAGUAAAGAUUGCUGUAGCCAUUAAUCGAAUUCCUUUAAAUAAUGUAUUUUGUGAAUCAGCUAUUGUUAUAUUUAAUAAACGGUAUGCUAAAUAUGAUAUUGAACCAUAUUUACUUACCUAUUUUCUUCAUCCAGAGUAUAGAGAAAGUAUGGCGAAAAUCCAUUCUUUCUAUAUUUCUAAUCUUAAAAAUAAGCUUAAAUAUUAUGAUAAAGAAUUAUCUGAAAGUGAGCUAUAUGAUAGUGCAUUGGCUCUAACUACUUAUACCGCUGUAGAAAAUAAUAAUAUAACUUUAAAACAGCAUAAAAAUACUUUGGAAUCUAUUCAGUUAAGGAAUGAAAAGCUUCAAAUUAGCUUUAUAGUUGAUUUAUCACAUAGUGAUUUUGGUGAACAGAGUAAUUUUGAAGAAAUAUCUCAUACAAUGUAUACAACACAAAGAAGUGGUAAUAUGGAUUUUGAUCCUAUAGAAAUUGUAGAAAAAACAUUUAAAGCAAAUAAGAAACGUCAGGAGAUUCAAAAAAAAAUAACUAAUACCUAUCAUCUUCUGACCUUUGCUAAUAUGACAACAGAUAUGACAAUUCUAUUGGUAUUUUUUUCUCCUAAUAUAAGAGCUCAGCCUCAACAAAGACCAAAGACUAGAGGAUUUUGGAUUGAUAUCUUUCCAAAUUUAGCUGAUAAUGAAGUUUUUAGUUGUGAAGCACCUAAUUCCAUACCUGUUUGGAAGCAAAUUGCAAUUGUAUUAUGGUGGUUUGCUAAUAGAACUGGUAUUCAAGUACUAGAACAAACCCUUGGAAUAAGUCAAGGAUCGGUAUGUCACUUUACUGAUAGGUUCUUGAAAGCAUUAUUAGAUAUAGAACAAGAAAAAAUAAUAUGGCCACAAGAAUCAAAAUUAGCAACUAUAACACAAGAGUUUGAACAUAAAAUAUCAGGUCUAGAAAAUAACUUACUGAAUGUUAUUGGAGCAAUGAAUGGAUCUCAUAUUCCAAUUCAUCCUCCUUCAAAAAAUGGUUUCCGAUUUGUAAAUCAUAAAAAUUUUUACUUCAUUAAUCUUCUUGGAGUUGUAGACUAUUUAGGAUGUUUUACCUAUGUUCAUAUUGGAGAAGCAGACAAUGAAGUUGAAGAAGAUAAUGAAGAUAAUACUGAUGAAUAUACUGAUGAAAAUGAAAAAGAUAAUAUUGCAG
Cetraspora pellucida is the source of this 1483-nucleotide messenger RNA. The record is from the annotation of a GenBank genome assembly. NCBI's taxonomy places the organism in Eukaryota, Fungi, Glomeromycota, Glomeromycetes, Diversisporales, Gigasporaceae.